Molecule: messenger RNA, 2667 nt
Organism: Penicillium antarcticum
Lineage: Eukaryota; Fungi; Ascomycota; Eurotiomycetes; Eurotiales; Aspergillaceae
Product: MutS family protein MSH4
Exons: 6
Coding region: 1-2667 (888 amino acids)
Biological process (GO): reciprocal meiotic recombination; mismatch repair
Cellular component (GO): nucleus
Molecular function (GO): ATP-dependent DNA damage sensor activity; ATP binding; mismatched DNA binding
Source: RefSeq, a predicted model, not a curated record
AUGUCUGUCUAUUCGGACUCACGAGUGUCGCUGAGUUCUUUUGUUCCAACUUCUAGGGCUGGUAGCAGAUUUCCAAGAACAGGGAGGCCAACUACCACAGCCACCAGCGUUGCAUCCCAGGAUCUCAUCUGCGCUGUCAGUGAAUCGCGGGGCGUCUCAUCGACCAUUGGCCUCGCAUUUGUCAAUCUUGCGACAGCUGAAGCAGUACUCUGUCAGAUAUGUGAUAGUCAAACUUAUGUCAAUACAAUUAUCAAGAUCGGUGUUUUUGAACCCAGCGAGAUCCUUUUCAUGAACACUGCCAAAGAGUCCAAGUUUCGAUAUAUCAUCCAAGAGAACUUACCUGAUCCAAUGUUUACUUUCCUCGACCGCCGAUGCUGGUCUGAGAAGACAGGUCAUGAAUAUAUGGACCGAUUGGCCUUUUCAGAAGAAGUUGAUUCGCUCAAGGUGACCCUGGGCGGGAACUAUUUCGCAGCCUGUUGCUUUGCUGCUGUUCUCAAGUAUGUCGAGAUUGAACUACAGCGAUCUUUCAACUCUCAUUCUCUACGCAUCCGGUUCGAACCAUCCCAGGGGUCAAUGACUAUUGAUUUGGCGACUAUCGUAUCACUCGAACUCAUCCAGAACUUACAAAACGCGAAGUCUCGAGAAAGUUUGUACGGUCUGUUGAAUGAGACCUUGACACCCAUGGGGGCAAGGUUGCUCCGAGCUAGCAUUCUACAACCAUCGACCGAACGAGUGAAAUUGAAGGCCAGAUACAAUGCCGUUGAAGAUUUGUCGACCAAAGAGGAUAUGUUUGUAUCUGUGAGACAGGCUCUCAAAGGCAUCAUUGAUGCAGACAAAGUGUUGGCUGCAAUCAUAUUGGUUCCAACCAAGCGAACAAUGCAAUACGUGGAGCAGUCCGUCAACUAUGUUAUCAUGCUCAAAACUUAUGUUUCGGCAAUCAAAAAUAUCUUCCAAGCGCUUGCGACGGCACAAAGUGAUCUUUUAGUUACCAUACGCGAACUUUGUGCUCCCGAGGGACAUCAUGCCAUCGAGGAGCUCAUGGACACCACAUUGAAUGAUCAUGUCACUUACCAAACAAAGCCACUCGAUCUGAGAAACCAGCGCAUUUACUGUGUCAAGGCCGGUGUCAAUAGUCUUCUUGAUGUUGCCAGACAGACCUACAAGGAGGCAAAUUCGGAUGCCGCCGAGCACGUCAAGAACUUGUCAGAGAACUGUGACAUCGUUCUCGAUUUGAAAUAUGAUAUUGCCCGUCAGUACUACAUCUCCAUGCCAGCGGCAGAACCAGGUCCCCUUCCCGAUGUCUUCAUCAACGUCUACCGCAAGCGAAACCGCGUUGAGUGCCAGACGCUAGACUUGGUCAAACUCAAUCAAAAGAUCACUGAUGCCCAUAGUGAAGUGAUUAACAUGAGCGAUCGCACAAUCCAGGAUCUCCUUCGCGACGUGUGCGACCAAGUAUCUGGACUUUUCCGAGUCAGCGAAGCAAUAGCAAUGCUAGAUAUGCUAGCAUCAUUUGCCCAACUAGCAACCAGCCACGAAUACAUCCGACCAGAGUUGACAGAUACCCUCGCUAUCAAGUCAGGACGCCAUCCAAUCCGAGAACAAAUUCAUUCAAGCAAGUUCAUCCCGAACGACGCAUAUGCAACCUCACAAACCCGUUUCCAGAUCGUCACAGGCUGCAACAUGAGCGGCAAAUCCACUUACAUCCGUGCCCUAGCUCUAACAACAAUCAUGGCCCAGAUCGGUUGCUUCGUGCCCGCCCAAUACGCAUCUUUUCCAAUUUCCCACCAACUCUUCGCCCGUGUCGCAACCUCAGACGGUCUCGACGCAAAUGUUUCCACAUUCGCAGCAGAGAUGCGCGAAAUGGCAUUCAUCCUGCGAAAUAUUCAACCGCGUAGCAUGGUGAUCAUCGACGAACUAGGCAGAGGGACCAGCACGACAGAUGGACUCGCCAUCGCAGUCGCCCUAGCCGAAGCUCUCAUCUCAAGCAACGCCCUCGUCUGGUUCGUCACGCACUUCCACGAUCUGGCACAGAUCCUCGCCGACCGCAGCGGCGUCAUAAAUCUUCAUCUAGCAGCAGACAUCGCCUCCGAUGCUUCCAAAAUGACCAUGCAGUACCGAAUCGCCGAAGGCCCCUUCCCAGAUCGUCGAUACGGACUCGUCCUCGCAAAGCUCACAGACCUUCCACCUGCUGUUCUAGAGAAGGCACAAUCCGUCUCAGAGGCAGUAGAUCAGCUCGCUUUGCGCCGAAACAGCUCAUCGCGUGCUGUGGCCAUCGCUCAGAAACGGAAAUUGCUUCUCUCGCUACGGGAACAACUGUUUCUUGCUCGUGAUGGUAACCUGGAUGAUGAUACUCUCCGCUCUGUGCUGAUCAAACUUCAAGAUGACUUUGUGAUGCGCAUGGCUGCCAUUAACCGAGAGAUGGCCAUGUAUCCUGAUCCUGAAAGUGUUCCAGAUUCUGAUGCACGUGCUGGAAAUGUUUCCAAUGCCUCCGCUCAUACACUCGAAGCCCAAGUGCCUGUUUUCAACAAGGAUCACGAGGAGGAUGACGAUACUUGUGCACCCAAACCUAUCAUUAUUGACUCUGGGUCGGAACUCAUGUCCGAGUCUGAUCCGGUCACUGGUAAUGACAGUGAUAGUGUCGUGCUUGUUUCAGCGCACUCCAGCUAG